AGUGACGCAAGAUCCACGUUAAAGAAAGGCCACUUAAAAUCAUCUUAGCAUUUAUCCUUUCCACUCGACUAAGUUCUUAGACGCUUGCAAGAAUCAGUGAUUCACUUGUUAUAAUAUUACUUCAACGGGAAAACCUCAUUUUUCCGGUUCAAAAAAAAAACAACAGUUCAGUUAAUAAGAGUGGUGGUAAAAUCAUGGUGGUUGUUUAAAAAGCAGUAUUUAUUACAAUCUUAUUAUAGUUCUUCACACGUAGUUCAUGUUUGAACAUUCUAACGGAAACCAUUAAGCUAUUCAACUUCACUUUAACGAGAUAACGUCAAGAAAAAUGUAUCGUAAAACUUUAAUUCUUCUUUUCUGCCUUUGUUUGAUGAUGAUCGUAACAUCAGGACAACUUUCCAGUAAAGCUGGAUUUUGUCCAUUAAAAAGUACCAUCGACAAAUGUAUGCCUCGAUGUGUCAGCGAUUAUCAAUGCUCAGGUAAUCAAAAAUGUUGUCCUAACAAAUGUGGUUCUACGUCAUGUGUAUCCUCGAGUGCUGUUAAUACUGGUAAUGGUUACAAAGGCUCAUCAAAUACUGGUGCCGUUAUAUGUGCUGGUGUAAAAUGCAGAAAUCAAGAAAAAUGUCAAUUCGAUCGUAAUACUAAACGAGAAAAGUGUGUUCGAGGAUAAAAAAAACAAAAACAAACAAUUUCUAUAAAUAUUAUUUCUUAUUUUUAAACAUAUUUUUUAUUCAACUAUUAUGAUAAAUUACUUAAUCUACUGUGUUGCUCGAAUAUUUUUCGUAAUUAUAAAAAAAAAAAAGAUUGAUAUAAUUCCAAAUCAAAAAAUAUAUCAACUUUAAAUUAAAGUUUUAAGAAUUUUUAAAAAUAUUAUAAUAUUUACUUCGAUAUAAAAUAAGUUACAAUUGAUAAUUGCUACGAAAAAUCUUAUAGCCCAGUGAACACACCAAUGUAACCGAGACGUUACAUUUACAGAACUAAAAACUUUAGGUUACGUAAAACCGUAAAUAACAUACGUGUCACAUGUGACUCACAUGUGUUUAUCACCAUUUGUAUAUAUCACCAUUUGUAUCACAAGAAUGUAAAAUUUACAUUACAUUUGUUAUGUUAAAUGUUCUCUAGGUGUGAUAUCACUGUUACGUUGGUGUGUUCACUAGGGCGGUUAUCAAUGAAAGAUUACACAUGUAAUAUUUAUAAAAAAAAACAACUUUAAAUUAAAAAGUGAAAUUGUUUUGUUAUGUCGUCUCUUAAUUUGACAAUCACACGAAACUAUAAAAUUUGAACGUGACAUUAUUAAUUUAAGGGGACACGUCACCUUCGAGU
Molecule: messenger RNA, 1320 nt
Organism: Polistes dominula (European paper wasp)
Lineage: Eukaryota; Metazoa; Arthropoda; Insecta; Hymenoptera; Vespidae
Product: waprin-Thr1
Cellular component (GO): extracellular region
Molecular function (GO): peptidase inhibitor activity
Source: RefSeq, a predicted model, not a curated record